GGGAGCAGAGCAGUAGCUCUGUUCUAGUAUUUCCCCAUUGAGACUGGUUAUCGUUGUGGCCCAACUGCUAGAAGCAUGGUGACUUCUCCUCGUGGUAGGAAACUCAUGCUUUUUGUCUCUGAAAGCUGCCACGCUCUUUUCUCUUUCUAUCCAUACCCUCUUUUCUCUUUGUCUUUGCACCCCACCAUCAGGCAACCAGAUGUUCAUGGCAGUGAAACUGUCUGUGCGCUUUUCAUGGAGCCUUAGGACACAUGCUUCAGCAGAUGUUAGUUUGUUAAGGUGUCUAAAGAUGGUGUCAGUACAGAAAUUUCUUCCUGCUGUUUUUUUCUAGUGGCUGCUCUAGCUUUGUUCUAGGUAGAGAAGAUACAGGAUUUUACAUCUCUAAAAUGAGCAUGUGAUAGAUCUUUCUAAGUGUUUUACUUAAAUGAAUUUUGAAAGAAAUGCAGCUUGUCUUUGAGGAGGUACCUUCAGUGUGAAGGAAAGUGGCACACAUGAAGUAGAAAAGCUACUGCUAUAGUUAUUUGUCAGUUUGGAUGCCAAACUAGGAGUAUGUUUUGACGAGUCUUGCAAAAGUUAAAUUAGAUGUGCCCAUUUUAGUCACUGCAACCUCUGCUUUCACAUUGUCUGAGACAGUUGAAUGGUGGAUAGUUAUGAAAUGAAUAAAUGCCUUCUCUGUAUGCCGUUCCUGAAUCCUUUUCUAUUAGAUUUUUAUUCAUGUCAUUAAGUGUCCAUGAAUGUCUGAGGGGAGGAGAUCUAUCCCAAAGGAAUGCUGUUUAUCACAGAAUUCUUUUAUAAGUCCAUUUUAGGGGGACGUUGCUAGAGAUUAUUUUGUCACGUGCCUCGGUUAGCUGCAGAGAUUGUGAGGAGAUCAAGGCUGGGAAGUUCAUCCUUGCCCUUGUCCCAUUGUGAAGUAGCAGUAUGUCUGUGGCUGGCCUUCAGCAUAGGCAAUUUCUUACUAAAAGAACUGUAUGAUACUGCAGUAACAGCUCCUGCUAGUGACAGGUAAAGCAUUUUCAGCGUGUAACCAAAGAAUGAUGCUUUGGAUUGUUGCUAAGCAAUUAAAAACGGAUCUUUGUUCAAGACACAUAUGCUGCAUUAAAAUAAUAAAGUUAUCAAUUGUCUUUUGACAAUAGUCAAAAUACUAGUUUUCAGUUUUAUUUUUUCACUUCUGUAACGGAGAACCAGGGGAAGAAAUAAAGUGUAUAGAGGAUUUACAACUUAAAGCUUUCUUAACCCUUCGAAAAAUGGUUCAAACUCUUUCAGCUUAACUUUGUGUUUCAGGUCUGCCAAACAAUAGCAAUUGUUCAUUGACCUGACUUCAACAAAACUGAACAGCCUAUCUAGUGCUUUUUCCAUGCUGGAUUUGACAAGGACUGAGAAGAGAAUUCACUUGCUACAGCUCCCUGCUGUUAAUCUGUUUGCUGUUGAAGACUUCCUGAAUUACAGCAGAGUAUUUGCAGCCUUCUAAUAAAAUUCCUCUGGAAAUAGACUUGAAAAGUCAUUUAAACGUGUGACUAGCCACAAUUUACAUUGCUUGGAGUUUUAUGCUUUUACUAGCUUAUGAAGUUCAGCUUAAUGAUACUUUGCAAAAACUGAUCUGCUUUGGCAGAAUCCGAGAACCACAUUUUAUUGAGCUGAGAUAAGCAACGUCUUGUUUUUUGUUUUACCACCCAUAUGCAUGUGCUUAUUCCGUCAAUAUGCAACCUGCUUCAACAGUGGAAUAUAUUUAAUAUGGACUCUACUAGUUGUGGUCGGAAUUGGAUCUGUUUACUUUCAUGCCACCCUCAGUUUCCUGGGCCAGAUGCUGGAUGAGCUGGCUAUACUCUGGGUUCUUAUGUGUGCUCUUGCCAUGUGGUUCCCUAGAAGAUAUCUACCAAGAGUUUUUCGGAAUGACAGGAGCCGGUUUAAAGCUGCUGUUGGUGUCCUGUCUGGAGUUACUACCUGCCUUGCCUUCAUUAAACCUGCCAUUAAUAACAUCUCACUAAUGACUCUGGGUGUUCCUUGCACAGCUUUACUCAUUGCUGAGUUGAAGAGGUGUGAAAACCUGCGUGUGUACAAACUUGGUCUGUUUUCAGGUCUUUGGUGGAUGCUAGCACUUUUCUGCUGGAUCAGUGACAAAGCUUUUUGUGAAAUUUGGUCGUCAUUUAACUUCCCCUAUUUACACUGUGUAUGGCACAUUUUGAUUUGCCUUGCGGCUUACCUAGGCUGUGUCUGUUUUGCUUACUUCGACGCUGCCUCCGAGAUCCCUGAGCAGGGCCCAGUCAUAAAGUUCUGGCCAAGUGAGAGAUGGGCAUUCAUUGGUGUUCCGUACGUCACCCUCCUCUGCGCACACAAGAAAUCACCGGUGAAGAUCACAUGAAGUUAGCUGUGGAGUGGGAUGGAUUUUCAACUUUCAUUCCAGCUCAGACAGUAUCUAAAACAAUGAUAAAUGAAUAGGGUUGUAUUUUAUCUUCUUAAGAUAAGCAGCCUUCCCAAGUCGUAGAAACAGGUGGCAACUGUGUUCUUUCUCCUCCUUCCAGAGAAGAGAGAGGUAACAGGAACAUGAAAGCCCUUGAACUAUUUUCACUGGUUGGCUCUAUUUUGCACUUUUUUUUAAAAUGUAGCAUUUCAUUUGAUAAAAAUUUUUUCCAAGUGUCAAUAACUAGAAAUGAAGCCCCUGCAGUAGAUCAUUUUUCAUGCUUGGCUCAGUUUUGUUAACCUCUGUCUUGAGGCAUUCUUUAUAAGAGAAACUUAUCAGAGGCCUGCUGCCAUUUUUGUGUCCUCAGCUCUGAUGUGUGCGUCCUUCUCGGCUGAGAAGUAGAUGUAAUUGCACAUCGGCCACAAGGGCGUGCUCAUGUUCCUCCCAUCCUGGAGUGUAACACAGGGAUUCUGGAUGUGCAUCAAUUUGGAUCAGAAAGCAUUUGAUUGUUUCCCCAAGUACAGCAGGAGACCAGUGAAAAAUGAUUAUCACUGGAUAUCUGGCUCAAAGCAAUUAGACAGUGUAAGUGUGGAAAUAGCUGACAGAAGAUCCAGUCCCUAAAACUAAAUAGGAAUUCAGGGGUUUUGAAUGUUCCUGUAUUUCCGCUGAUUUGUGGACAUUAACAUGCUGCACGCUUUCCUUUUACAGAAAUGUUGUGGGAAUCCUUCUCUACCUCUGCAGACAUGUUUGGUAUUGAAUUUGUUAUUGAAGCUUACACAGAAAUAUGUCAGAACACAGAUCACCAAAAUUGACAGUGUGGUUAAAUUGCUAAGACUCCUGAGGUAUCUAGCUGUAUAUUUAAUUUGAGAGUUAACUUCUCAGCAAAGCUUUGCAAAGUGACAUAAACAGUAGUCCAGUAGUGCUCUGCUGAUGAUAUUUAGGAAAAAAAUAGGUAGUAUAGGUACCUGCUUAAAAACAAAGAGAAAAGACAGAUUUCAGUAAUCAAUGGAAUGUGAUAUUCAGUCUUGCAGCAUUAGAAAGGAAUAGUAGAUUCAAGCUUUCUGUUAGUUUUCAGCUUGUUUUGUAAGGGGUGCAGUUAGUUUAAAGUUUUACAUUGGGAUUUAAGUUCUGGAAUGCCUAUGGUUCUUGCAAGCUAUUAAUGCUAGAUCUGAUAACAAAACAGUGCAAAGCACAGGUAAGUUUUUUUAAAUAUUAGUUGUGAUUACUUGGAGAAAAUGGGGUCUACUUAAAUUCUACCAAAUAUCAGAACUGUAUGUAGGUUAAGGAUUUAGAUGUGCGUUUUUAGUUAAGUGGUAUUUCCUUGUUGGAUACUAGACCAAGAAAUAACAUUUUCUCUAUGUUUUGCUACUGAGUCUCAUGUCCUUAUUUUUUACGAAUAUGAGUAUGUACUCUGUACAAUAUCAUCUUUAGGAAAAUGGCUUUUAAGAAGAACUUUGGGGUGAAUUAGCUUUCAAGCAUUGUAAAAUCUUUUUAAUAAUUUUGUAUUCAAAUUUAUGCUGAGAAAAUGGAAGCUGAUGCGUAUGCUAUUACCCGUAAAGCAAAGUUGUUAGUAGGGGAUAUAACUUCUUGAGAACUUUGAGGUGGGUAAGUAGCCUACUGUCAGAUUGAUUAAUGGAUCACAAAAGCAGCCAAAUCUUUACUUCAUUGCAGCAAUGAAUAUUUAUACCACUUGCUUGUAGAUUUGUUGGACAGAAACAUGGUUUAAGGCACAUAUUUUUGUAUGAAACUUCUUUGUAACUGUACACACAGCAAUGUUUGUUACUCGUUGAAAGCCAGCUACUUUUUCCAUUUUUUCUUCUCUCCUUGAUUCUGAAAUGCUCAGUUUUAACCAAUUCUCAGGUAUUAAUCUUGUGAUUAGAUCCUUAUACUGAUAGACUUAUUGGCUGGAACCCAGCUACGGUUGCUGUCUUCAGAUAAAGCCCUACCUUGAGUUAGAUUUCUUCAAUAGUGCUUACUAAAUUAUAAUAAUAAGAUAUUUUCAAUAUUGCUUGGGGAAUUAGAGAUUGCAAAUAUAUGUACUGUUCAGAAUGACUGGAGACUUACUGCUUAAUAUUUUGUUUGAAAGAAAACUGUGAUGUGAGGGCUCUAACCAUCCUGCAGACAGCUGCUGUCUUCUGCCCUAGAGUCUGACUGCUUAUAAAGAAAUGAUUUUGUAAUUUAAAAAAUGUAGGGCAAUCAGCUAUUGCAGAGGUGAAUAAAUGCAGGUAUAGUUCAGAAUAAUCUCAACUUUAUUUAUUAACUAACCUCUAACCCUCAUACUUUUCAUAAGAGAUGCUGUGAACAAAUAUUACUAUCCAUUGUACGAAACUACACUGUAGAUUGGGGGUAUUCCAGGUAUGAGGGCACUCCAGCAUUUUCAGAUGUAGUUAUUGCACUUUACCUUAAAUUAUUAUUAACUUCUAUUCCAACAAAAACCACAUUUAUUUCAAAAAUGAAAAGAAAUGCAUAUUUUGCUUAUUCACGGCUUCACAGCUUUACUUUGAACUAAGGCUCCAGUUUAGGAUAACAUCAGUACAGAAAGAAGUAUGUAAUUGGCACACCAAGUGGUUUGUACACUGCCCGUAUCAAAAAGAUGACUAGAAGUGUGCACAAAUAGGCCUGUUAUCCUGGAGUAUGAAAUGAUGGUUUUAAAAUCUUGGAAUGCUUCCUUCCUUUGCUGGCAGGAAGUUAUUGGGUUUCUAGACUUCUCUUUCAAUUAGCAUUUUAGUUUAGCUAGAGGAACACAAUAGUGUGUUGAACAUGAUGUGGAUUCUUUAUAGAUAGGUGUUGGUAUGUGAGGUGCAUCAUUAUCUGAGUUAAACUUUAGGAAUAUUUAAGAAAGGAUGUUUAGAUCUGUCAUGGCGAACGCUUGCCAAGUUCACAGUCACUCAGUAAAUAGUGUGUAAGGAAUUGCUCUGUUUUGCAUCUCAUUUGAAGUCUGUAUACUGAGUAUUUGUGGAAAGCAUGUAACACUUGGAACAUUAAAUUGCCUUCAGAAUAAAUACUGUUUGCCUUUU
Messenger RNA from Centrocercus urophasianus (Greater sage-grouse), 5415 nucleotides. It is a transcript of the gene ACER2, whose product is annotated as alkaline ceramidase 2. Lineage: Eukaryota; Metazoa; Chordata; Aves; Galliformes; Phasianidae. Gene Ontology annotation, molecular function: hydrolase activity, acting on carbon-nitrogen (but not peptide) bonds, in linear amides. Gene Ontology annotation, cellular component: membrane. The record is from RefSeq and is a predicted model, not a curated record. The transcript has 6 exons. The coding region runs from base 1679 to 2359 and encodes 226 amino acids. Gene Ontology annotation, biological process: ceramide metabolic process.